AUGAGGCAGCCGCAGCCGCGGGCGGUGUCGUUGUCAUUGUCGCUGUCGCUGUCCCCUCUCGGCGCCUGAGGAGCCGCCCGCGCCGCCCGCUCUGCCCCCCGUGCUCCGCCCGCCGCGCUCGGCGCCGCCGCCAAGAUGAUGGAGGAGAUAGACCGGUUCCAGGUGCCCGCCGUGCGCGCCGAGAUGCAGCCGCUGGAUCCAACAGCUGCAGCUAUUUCGGACAGAGAUUGUGAUACGAGAGAGGGAGAGACUGUAGCCAUGAACUAUAAGCCAUCUCCACUUCAAGUGAAAUUAGAGAAGCAGAGGGAGCUGGCUCGGAAGGGGUCCCUGAAGAAUGGCAACAUGGGAAGCCCAGUUAAUCAGCAGCCCAAGAAGAACAACGUGAUGGCACGAACAAGGCUCGUCGUUCCCAACAAGGGCUACUCGUCGCUAGACCAGAGUCCAGAUGAAAAGCCCCUGGUAGCCCUGGAUACAGACAGUGAUGAUGACUUCGAUAUGUCCAGAUAUUCCUCCUCGGGAUACUCAUCAGCUGAGCAGAUCAACCAAGACUUGAACAUCCAGCUGCUAAAGGAUGGGUACCGGUUAGAUGAGAUCCCGGAUGACGAGGACCUCGACCUAAUCCCCCCUAAAUCUGUCAACCCCACCUGCAUGUGUUGCCAAGCCACCUCCUCCACUGCCUGUCACAUCCAGUAGUGAGGCCGGCAGGCUGUGAUCAGUGCUUUCCACUAUAACUGUAAAACUUAACAGCCAUUGCUUCCUCCUAUGGUAGGACGUGCACCUCUUUGUGUUCAUGGAGCCAGGAGAAACCAAAAAAUUCAUUUUAUGAUUGGUUGAUAACUUAUUUUAAACUAUGGUAAAACAAAAGAGAAGUUGCUCAAUGUGCCAGGCAGUGCCUGGCAGAGCUGACUGGUCUGGAGAGCGAAUGCAGAGGGGUCCAGAGAUACCUCCUUGGUUUGUUUAGGCACUGGGGAUAUUUUGUAAAGUGUCUUUUUCCAGAAUGGGAAAGGUCAGAUGGGGCUUCAGGUAAUCCUGCCCACUGAAACCGAUCCAUUUGAAAGAUUAGGGCAAGUUGGAGGUAUCAAAGUGUUUUACCAAUGAGAGGAAGUCAGUUCUUAAUUCAUUCACUCAACCUGUUUCAUUCACAUAACCAAAACAAUAUUAUAACUGGGGCACAGGAAUGGGGACGGACCAGGGCAUCCUUUCUUAUGGCAAGGCUAGCCAGGACUAGCAUGACACAAUUCAUUCACCUGCAAAAGGGACAAGUAGCUGACAUCUCACUGUGAGUCAGUACUAGCUAGAGCUGUUGUGUCACUUAGCCAAUGCAAUCUACCCUUAGCGCCACAUUAAAUUACCAAACACAUCAGGUUCAAUCUGCAAUCCACUCAUGCACUUCAAGGACUUGCUCAUUGCCCAGGAAUACCAACCAUACUUGUGACUUCAGUUCAGUCACGUAUUCUGACUUCAGCCUGUAUUUAAUCCCUGUGCAAUCCAUCUCUUUCCAAAAAUCUUAAACUUUGUUCAACUGACAAGAAAUUAAUCCUGCAUGAGUCAGGACUUGAGAUGUGCUGAACAACAGUGCUGGAAAAGCUAGUUGAAGACAGCACAUUUUAAGAGUGCUUGACUCUUUAUAUUCUCUUGACAUUGUGUCUCUGGGUGUUUGUGGGAGAAACUCGUUAAUGCUGAAGUCAUCAGUGUGGUAGGGUCAGACUUGAGAUGAGUUUUCAGCAGCAGCAGAGUUAUGAACAGCUUCAGCUGAGAGAUGCCCAUGAGAGGAAACUGCUGUUCACCCCCUGUCUGCCCAGUUGUGAGCCUGACAUGGUCCCGGGUCAGGAGCAGUUGGUGCUGGAAAAUUAGGAAACCUGUUACAUUAGGUUGCUGGUCUGAGCUCCCAACUCACCAGCAGAUUGUUUUGAAUGCAGAAUCACUUCUGGAAUUAGGAAACAUGUCUUCUCCCUGACUGCAGCAUAUGCAAGGGAUGGGCUGGCAUUUUUCUUGGUGUUGAAAUCUUUUGCCACAGGCACAAUUCUUGUGUUUCCCUGGCCUUUCAAGAGGAAGGACCACCUGCCUUGGGUCAUCACCUGCUUUGUAGCCUAGGAAAGGAAAAAAAAUGAGGGCAGUUCUGAGCUUCCCAUCAGAAUUCCUGAGUCACAAAGCAGAGCCUGAGCUGCACCACAACAGACAGAUCCCCCAUCUGAAAUCUAUAUGAAGUGAGCUGAGUCUUUAAGUCCUUAAUUAGCAGGAGAUUUUUUUAACAUCCUGGAGAUUUACUCUGUGCAGUGCAAAACUUGAUACCAGCCACAGUGUGAGUGAAAGAGCAGGCACACAAGAUUCCCAGGCUUAUUUACUUGAUGGUGUUGACAACUUUUAAAGCUGUGCUUGUCCCCUCUGCCUAAAAAACGUGCUGCCACUCUGGUUCCAGGCCACGGAAAGAGGACUUGAAUGGUGCUGCUUGUUGAGCAUCCCUGCCUCUUCAUACAGAAGUGAUGGUUAACUUGCCAACUCUUGUGGGGAUAGUGUUCCUCAAGUGAAUUCAUCUCCUUUUCUCACUACCUGGUAGUGCUGCUAAGGGGGAAUAUUUCCAAAAUACAACUCAGGUAUGAGGUUGUCUAGAGGUGAGGGAAGUAGAGAGUACAGAAAAAGAUUAAAGGGAAAAACAUUCCUUAAGGAGUCUUUUUUAAUGGGGAAUGUAGUCAAAAUGUAAUAGAAGUACCAUGGUCAAACCAAAUCCUA
This is a messenger RNA of Melozone crissalis (California towhee), 2730 nucleotides long. It is a transcript of the gene FAM219A, whose product is annotated as family with sequence similarity 219 member A. Bases 136 to 693 code for a protein of 185 amino acids. The transcript has 6 exons. The record is from RefSeq and is a predicted model, not a curated record. NCBI's taxonomy places the organism in Eukaryota, Metazoa, Chordata, Aves, Passeriformes, Passerellidae.